Sporisorium graminicola is the source of this 1533-nucleotide messenger RNA. RefSeq lists its product as uncharacterized. The transcript is spliced from 3 exons. Bases 1 to 1533 code for a protein of 510 amino acids. Gene Ontology annotation, molecular function: sequence-specific DNA binding; DNA-binding transcription factor activity. Gene Ontology annotation, cellular component: nucleus. The record is from RefSeq and is a predicted model, not a curated record. Gene Ontology annotation, biological process: positive regulation of DNA-templated transcription. Lineage: Eukaryota; Fungi; Basidiomycota; Ustilaginomycetes; Ustilaginales; Ustilaginaceae.
AUGAUGGCUUCUACUCUUCCUGUACUUUCUCAGGUGUACACUUUGGCUACCCAGAUCCUAACCGGCCCUCCCGCUCUGGAGCCUGGCUCGAUCCCUUCUCCUAACGAGACCAAGAUCGGAAGUGGCCACGACUCCGACGCAAUCCGAAUCCUGGAACAAGCCUUCGAGAUCACGCCCAACAUCACCCAAGCCGAAAAGUUCCGACUGGCUGAGGUCACCGGGCUUCAGCCAAGGCAGGUGACCGUCUGGUUCCAAAAUCGGCGUAAUCGCAAGGGUAGAAAGGGACCUGCUCUCAAGCGCGCUGUCCAAUCGCCAACCGAUCACUCGCCUCCCAAGAAGGGCACCCUUCCUCCGAGCUCUCCGACACACGACUUCACUCUGUCGGAGAAGAAGCGCAAAUCUUAUGGCGCGCUUGGUCGCGCUUCCUCCGACUAUGUCGACUCGGACUCGGACUCGCCCACCUCCCUCCUCAAGAAGCCUCGCGUGCUAAGCUCGUGCUCAGAGGAUAGCGGCGGUUCUGUCUCUUCAAUCGACCAGAUCAUGGAGCUCACUCCCUGGAACACCCCCUCCUCCCGAUCGACUAGCUCGUCGUCGGCUUCCAGCAGCCAGAGCGACCUGUGCCACAGCCCGAGGAAGCCACACAACCUCUUCGACUAUAUAAAGCCGAAGCGCGAGGGCAAAGCUAACUCGUCUAUGCCCGCUCUUACCUUCUCAACUCCACAGAAGCUGGUCAAUCAAGGUCUGGCGCCUACGCAGCAGUCUCCUUUCACCAGCAACGUUCAAGGGGACGCCACUUUCAGAAACGGAGGACUCAGCUUAGGCGACUUGUACCUCAGUAUGGGUGAAGCGUUCGACAGAGAGUUGAGGGAGAGCGUUCAGAGAGUGCUCGACACGCCGGGCUUCGAUGCAGGAUCGUACAGAAGCGUGUCCUCGAGCUCGUGGGACUCCGAGCAGACGACGACGGAUGGCGACGGCUGGCUUGACGAGGACGAAUUUGACACUUCCCUUGAUGGUCGUAACGACAUGCCUGUCGAGGUAGUGGCGCACGGUCAGCCCACUCUGAUGCAUUCUGCAUUCCAGAGUGUCAACACUGCUGGGUUGGGUCAGGAGGAGUCUCAACCUGCCCUUCUGCAGUCAGUAGCCGCUCACGAGGCUGAGUCUGAAGCCGAAACAUUCAGCACGUAUUUCUUGGACGAUGAGUCUCUUGAUCUCAUUGGUCGGAUCGCGCCAUCUGGGGCUCGCACGCUCUUGCCCACAUCUAGCCCCUUUUGCUCACAGCCACAACAUCCUCUCGGUAUGGUAGAUAGCGAUGCGAACCUGCCUUUGCCCUUCGCUGACCUGGACCUGGAGAUGACGGAGCUCCAAUCGUUCCUCGAUACCGACCUUUUUGCAUCUUCCCUUCCGAGCUCGCAGCAAAUCAUCAGCGCGGCCGGUAGCGGGUCUAGUGACGGCACAAAGCAAGGUAGCGUUUCUCCAGACGCACAGUUCUUUAUGAACUUCGACAUGUCGUCUAACGCUUUCUCGCUUGUCUAG